Molecule: messenger RNA, 1067 nt
Organism: Centropristis striata (black sea bass)
Lineage: Eukaryota; Metazoa; Chordata; Actinopteri; Perciformes; Serranidae
Exons: 5
Coding region: 74-898 (274 amino acids)
Biological process (GO): lipid metabolic process
Cellular component (GO): membrane
Molecular function (GO): oxidoreductase activity, acting on the CH-CH group of donors
Source: RefSeq, a predicted model, not a curated record
GCAGUAUAAUGGCAGCAGUGAACUUUAACCGAAGUGUUUAUAUUUCUGUUGGUGUCGGAGGAGGAGUGGCUGUAUGAUAAACUCGGAUCAGAUUCCUGCGCUGCUCGCCGACCUGCAGGACCUGAUCAUGGGCAGCACGCUGAUCAAAUGUGCCUUCACCGACCUGGGCAUCCAGUGGGCCGGCUGGGCUCUGGCUGCGGCUCUCAGAACCGAGAAGUUUUAUGAUUUGGCAGGAUCUGGCACAUUUAUAUUACUUGCCCACCUGAGUCGUAUCUGGGGAGGAGCCAGUCAUGUCCGUCAGAAGGUGCAGACUGGGAUGGUGACAGCAUGGGGACUCAGGCUAGGGACAUUCCUCUUCAUGCGGAUCUUGAAGGACGGCCAUGAUCGCAGGUUCAACAAUGUCAGAGACAGCCCAGGGACUUUCUUUGUAUAUUGGACUAUUCAAGCCGUCUGGGUAUUUAUGACCCUCCUGCCCACCCUCAUGCUGAACAGCGAGAAGCGAGAUGUGCCUCUGGGAACGAGGGACUACAUCGGCUGGACUAUAUGGGGCCUCGGCUUCGCUACUGAAGCUAUUGCUGACCAGCAGAAAUGGCUUUUCAAGCGAGACGCGGAUAAUGCUGGGAAAUUCAUCCAGAGUGGGCUAUGGGCUUACAGCAGACAUCCCAACUAUUUAGGAGAGAUCAUGCAGUGGUCGGGUCUCUGGCUCUCGGCCUCAUCUGUGAUGGAGGGUCACCAGUACCUGAGUGCGGUGUCACCUCUCUUCGUCUGGUUCCUGCUGCGUCACGUCAGCGGCAUCCCCAUCCUGGAGAAGCAAGCCAUGAAGAAGUGGGGAUCUGACCCAGGCUUCCAGGACUACAUCAGGAACACUCCUCUUCUCUGGCCGUGGCCUAAAUUUUGAUGUUGCACUGAACAUUUUCUUAACUGUUGUACAAAUAACUGCCUCAUACAAUGAAAGUACACACAUUCAAGUGUUCUGAGCAAGACUCACAAUAUUUGAAAGGAGCGGAAAUGUACUUUUUUUUCUCUUCUGUAAAAUAAAUUCCAAUUUAUCAUGCAUAAUCUUUACA